AUGCUGUCGAAGGGGCGCACCGUGAAGCCUACGAUGCCCUUGUUGGCCUCGGCAAAGCCCGCCAGGCUGAUUUCCGUCGAGGUUGCUGUGCAGUGGGCGAUCACAGGCCAGUGGCUCCGACCAGACACAUCCUGCAACCACUUCAUCUGCCUUCCCAUUCACCCGCGGGAUGCAGGUGGUCUGUCUGAUGGCAUUGGCGGCAGCAGCGAGGUGGAGACAUCCGCCGACAUGGACUUCUUCUUGGCAGGCCACAUGCGGGGCUGCCCCUCCUGGUUUCCGACGUGUGAGUUUCACGAGGCGGAGAAGCGUGGAGGGCAGAUGCUGUGCCCCUUCGAGCUGGAGGUGAUCGUAUGCACUGGACUGCGCGCAGUGACUUCUGGCCGCCUCGUGGGGACUCAACCUGUGGAGUCCCGCGACGAUGUCGUCUGCUUUAAGUAUGUCGAGCCUCUUCCCUUGGCUCCACAUGACGUCCCGCUCAUUGUUGGGCCACUGGCAGAGGAGGUCUAUGACAAAGGCCGACUGUUGGCUCCUCUGGGCUUCGAGGCGCUGCUGCGCCUGGCUGCGCCCGGCACCGCGGCGGCGCUGCGAGGCGUUGAGGAGGCGCUCGAACGCGCUUUGCCGCUGGCAGCUUGCACCUCGCUGUUUCUGCCCUUGCCGCAUUUGCGACCGGCAGCGCCGCCAAGACUCGCCGACGCCAAAUCUCUGGGCAAGGUUGCAGCCAGCUGGGAUGCCCGGCCACACGGCUCGAGCCUGCCCUGCUUUGAUAUCCAUGGCGGCGUCCACCUGCUCGACUUGUCACUUUUGGCCAGCUCGUGCCCCACCCUGUCCACGGCGCUGCUGCGACCGAUCCAGGCCUAUGCCUUUGCCACUGCUUGGUUCGGCAUCUCAGUACGCCUCGACUCGGAAGAGCAUGCCUGGCUAUUUCAUGGCUUGUGCCGUCUGUUAUCAGACAGCUCGCUGAUCAAGACGUGGCCAAGUGGUCUUGCAGAAGCCGAGGUCGCUGCCAAAUUGCGAGAGGAGGGUCAGCUGUGGCACGCCCAAGUGGAGGCUGGUCGAGAUGAUCAGCCGCUCGCUUCGGGUACCCGGGAGCUGCCACCCUACUCCCCAGGCAUCUUGGGGCAACUGCUGGGUCCGGUCCGAGAGCUGAAGGCGUACCUGGUGUGCCAUGAGCUGUGCAGGAAGCUGGAAUGGGACCACUUCCACAAGAGGCUGUCAGCCAUCUGGGACACAUGCGGGCGAUUCUUGACCACUCCACAGUUCCUCGGGCAGCUGGAUGCCGACGACGCAAACCCUGGGAGCAUGAACCACCAGCUGCGGGACUUUGCUUCCCAGUGGAUCUACGGCCUGGGCUGUCCAGUGGUCCGCGUGGGUUGGUUCUACAACCAGGUGCUCCAUCGGCUCGAACUUUCAGUGUCGCAGCUGCCUCUCGAGCCCACACCUCUGCCGAAGCCGCCACCGCUUAGUCAGAUGACGAAGCGCGUUGGGAAGACGGGAGUUGGCUUCGGCUAUGAGGGCCAUGCAUCGGCAGCUGCAGCUGUACAGACCGUGAGCGUCGACGCACAGGCGGCUAAGAAGGUGCCCUUCAAGUACUGGUCCGGCACGCUGGUGCUGGACAUCCAUGCGAAGGACUCCGACACCCCUGGCAGGGUCGAGAUGGAGCUCUCUGGCCCAGAAGAAGUCCGCGCAAACUCGCUGCUUCCGCCGAAAGUGGACUGCCCGCCGCUGUCCCGGCAGGAGGCGGAGCUGCCUUCGGGCCUGGCUUUCCUGGUGCCAGGGCCCCAGCUGAUGCACUGGCCUCUCGUCCGCCUCGAGAUCGCCCAGCCGCUGGACUUUUGGCAAGGCAUGCUGCGCAACUCCGCGGCACCGGCUGCCGAGGCAGACGCGGCCAAGGCCAUUGGCGACAUGCUGGAAGCCGGGCAGCUUCCAUCUGGUGCUGCGAUGUCAACUCUUUUGCAGGCCCUCUCUAUCCCUUUGAAGGAUGGGGGCUGGCAUGAGAUUACCUGCGUGGAGUGCGCGCUCACGCUCUGCCGGUGGGCCCUGAAGCUGCAGAAGGGGAGCGCUCUCCGCAGCUCGCUCUUCAGGCCACUGCACGAGUUCCUGGGCCGCAAAGCAGCCUGGCAGGCUGACACAGGCAUGGCCCGUGUGCGGAUGCAAGUGGCAAGGUGCCUUCAGGGCCGCGCGUUCCGAACGCUGGAACUGUGGCGGCACUGCCUACCUCUUGAGCUCUGCUACGAGUCACCGCGUGAGGACCCUUUGGGCAUUGCGUCCAUCGAAAUUCAGCGCGAUGUGCCCCAGAAUUCCCGAACCGACGUUCCGGGCGCUGUCGUCAAACGCCUGCAGCUGGAAUCAGCACUUCCCUCCGAAGGGCAUCGCUUGGCGGUUGCCGCCGUGCGAAUUGUACUGGGCCUGUGUGCGCGCGGGCAGGCUGCCCAGCGCUGGGAUGACUUCCUGGAUAAGGUGCCCAGCAAUAAGGGCCCGAGCCCACUGCGCGAGGCCUACGCCAAGGCGUGGGGUGUUCUCGGCCCGGCGCCAAGCCACCUGCAGGCGUUUGCAGAUACUCCGAGCAGCACGAGCGUUCGGUGGAAUCGCGCCGUUCGCCGGGAAGCAUGUGGUGCAGCUUGCCAGUGUGGCCAGGCUGGAACGGCACUGGAUGCCGUCCGCCAGGUUUUGGCGGGCGACGUCUUGGACGAAGGAGGUGAAUGCCUGCAACGCGCAGUAUGGGCCGCCGAGGCGGCUUUGCUGCGCACUCCGCCGGGCAACCAGCUGACUGCCUCGGAGUCGGAUUCGAGGAGGGCAUGGCAUGGUCUGCCCAAGCAGCUGAUGGAGAUCGAGAAGAUCGAGGAUGGAAAGAAGCCCUGGCCUGCGCUCGUGGCUGCUAUCCAGCCUACGCUUGCCCUGUACAGACGCGAGAUGAGCCACUCUUCGCAGAAGCAGGCGCGGCGAAGAGCGCCGGCCGACGGAGUCUUCUGGAAGACGCCAGGUCUCUUUGCCGAUAUUGAGCCCUCACACCCGCACCAUGCAGCGAUCGCGGCCUUCCACAUGCCGCCGGCCAAAGCAGCCAGGAUGGGCGACCGCGCCGCAGCACCGCCGUGA
Symbiodinium natans is the source of this 3093-nucleotide messenger RNA. The record is from the annotation of a GenBank genome assembly. NCBI's taxonomy places the organism in Eukaryota, Dinophyceae, Suessiales, Symbiodiniaceae.